This is a messenger RNA of Colius striatus (speckled mousebird), 4816 nucleotides long. RefSeq names its product RB transcriptional corepressor 1 (gene RB1). Gene Ontology annotation, biological process: cell differentiation; regulation of transcription by RNA polymerase II; cell morphogenesis involved in neuron differentiation. Bases 114 to 2873 code for a protein of 919 amino acids. The transcript has 27 exons. The record is from RefSeq and is a predicted model, not a curated record. Gene Ontology annotation, molecular function: RNA polymerase II transcription regulatory region sequence-specific DNA binding. Gene Ontology annotation, cellular component: Rb-E2F complex; chromatin; nucleus. NCBI's taxonomy places the organism in Eukaryota, Metazoa, Chordata, Aves, Coliiformes, Coliidae.
GCGCUGUUCCCGCGGGCGGCGGCGGCAGCAGUGGUAGCCGGCGGCCCGUCGUUAUCGCCGCCGGCCCGUCGUUAUCGCCGCCGGCGGGGCCCAACGCCCGCGCGCGGGCCGCCAUGCCGCCCAAGCCCCCCCGCCGGGUCGCCGCCGCCAGGAGCCAGCGCGCCAGCCCCGACGGCGGCUCCGCGCCGCCGCCCCCUGCCCCCCGGCUCGAAAUCGGCGAGGCGGACUUCGUGGUGCUCUGCGAUGCUCUGAAGGUGUCGGAGAGCGUGAGGGAGAGAGCGUGGAAGACGUACGAGAGCUUGUCGGCCGCGGAUGGAGCUCUAGCUUAUAAUGAAAAGAAAAAGGAAACGUGGGGAGUCUGUAUCUUUAUUGUAGCAAUUGAUCUGGAUGAAGUGACAUUCACUUUCACAGAGCUUCUGAAAAGUAUAAACAUAAGCGUGUGCACGUUUUUUCAGUUUCUGAAAGAGGUGGAUGUUAACAUGGAUACUGUAAGCACUAAAGUUGAUAGCACUGUAUCAAGGCUGAAAAAGAAAUAUGAUGUAUUACUUGCACUAUACCACAAGUUUGAAAGGACUUGUGGCCUUAUUUAUCUGGAACAACCUAGUAGUGAAAUUUCUGCUGAACUCAGUUCUGUAUUAGUCCUAAAAAAUUACUGGAUUACUUUUUUGCUGGCAAAAGGUAAAGUGUUGCAAGUGGAAGAUGACUUGGUGAUUUCUUUCCAGUUGUUGCUGUGUGUCCUAGAUUAUUUUAUCAAGCUGUCACCUCCUGCUAUGCUCAAAGAACCAUACAAGUCUGCUGUGACUACAGUGACUGUUAAUGGUUCAGCCCGAACUCCAAGAAGAGGUCAGAACAGGAGUACACGUACUUCAAAGCAAAUUGAUACCGAUACAAAAGUUAUUGAAGUCCUUUGUAAAGAGCAUGAUUGUAAUUUAGAUGAGGUCAAAAAUGUGUACUUCACAAGCUUUAUUCCUUUCUUGAAUUCUAUUGGUAUUGUAGCUUCAAAUGGACUACCAGAGGUUGAGGUUCUGUCAAAACAGUACGAUGAGCUCUAUCUCAGCAGCAAAGAUAUAGAUGCAAGAUUAUUUCUGGAUCAUGAUGAAACUCUACAGCCUGAUGUCAUAGCAUGUUCACAGUUGGAGAGGACACCACUAAAAAACAGUCCAGAUGAGGAACUUAAUCUUAUACUUCCACAGACUCCUGUUAGAGCUGCAAUGAAUAACAUUCAGCAAUUGAUUAUGAUUUUAAACUCAGCAACUGAUAAACCAUCAGAUACUCUCAUCAUGUAUUUCAAUAAUUGCACAGUGAACCCUAAGGAUAGUAUCCUGAAAAGAGUGGAAAAUCUUGAGCACAUCUUCAAAAAGAAAUUUGCUGAAGCAGUUGGGCAGGGUUGUGCCGAAAUUGGCCCACAGAGAUACAAGCUCGGAGUACGUCUGUAUUACAGAGUAAUGGAAUCUAUGCUAAAGUCGGAGGAAGAACGACUCUCAGUGCAGAAUUUCAGCAAACUUCUGAAUGAUAACAUCUUCCAUACAUCUCUUCUGGCAUGUGCUGUUGAGGUUGUCAUGGCCACAUAUGUCAGAAAUGCUUCACAAAGUGAUGGUACCAGUGCUGAAACAAACUUGUCUUUCCCAUGGAUUCUCAGUGUAUUUGAUUUAAAAGCCUUUGACUUCUACAAGGUGAUUGAAAGCUUUAUUAAAGCGGAGCCAAGCCUAACAAGGGAAAUGAUAAAGCAUCUGGAACGCUGUGAACAUCGAAUUAUGGAGUCUCUUGCUUGGCAGUCUGGGUCACCUCUGUUCAAUCUUAUCAAGCAGUCAAAAGAACGGGAAGGCCAAACUGAUCAGCCUGAGUCCACUUGCACUCUCAAUCUGCCUCUCCAACAUAAUCACACUGCAGCAGAUCUCUACCUUUCUCCUGUGCGAUCUCCUAAGAAGAAAACAUCUGGACCUCCUCCAAGUGCUACUUCCACUCCAGAUGCUCAGGCAACUGCGACCCCUCAAACACAGAAGCCACAGAAAUCUACCUCUCUCUCUCUGUUCUACAAAAAAGUGUAUCUACUGGCUUAUAAUCGACUACAUACCCUGUUCUUUCGGCUUCUCUCUGAACAUCCUGACCUGGAACCCUUGAUCUGGACCCUCUUCCAGCACACACUGCAAAAUGAGUAUGAGCUUAUGAGAGACAGGCACUUGGACCAGAUCAUGAUGUGUUCCAUGUAUGGCAUAUGCAAAGUAAAGAAUGUAGAUCUGAGGUUUAAAACAAUAGUUUCAGCAUACAAGGAGCUUCCCAACACAAAUCAAGAGACUUUCAAACGUGUUCUCAUCAGGGAAGAACAGUACGACUCCAUUAUAGUCUUCUACAACUUAGUGUUUAUGCAGAAGCUGAAAACGAACAUUUUGCAGUAUGCCUCCAACAGGCCUCCCACUCUGUCACCUAUCCCACACAUUCCUCGCAGCCCGUACCAGUUCUCCAACUCCCCUCGGCGUGUCCCCGCUGGCAAUAACAUCUACAUCUCACCCCUGAAGAGCCCAUACAAAUUCUCUGAUGGAUUUCAGUCGCCCACAAAGAUGACUCCGAGGUCUAGGAUUUUGGUGUCAAUUGGUGAAUCAUUUGGGACUUCCGAGAAGUUUCAGAAGAUCAACCAGAUGGUGUGUAACAGCGAGUGCCAGCUGAAGCGCAGCGCUGAAGGGAGCGCUGCCCCGAAGCCGCUCAAGAGGCUGCGCUUCGACAUAGAAGGGCAAGAUGAGGCAGAUGGAAGCAAACACCUACCCCAGGAGUCCAAGUUCCAACAAAAGCUUGCAGAAAUGACAUCCACUCGAACAAGAAUGCAGAAGCAGAAACUGAACGAUGGAAAUGAUACCUCAGCCAGUGAAGAAAAGUGAGAAUCUUCUCAGGACCAGAGGCUGCACUGCAGGCCCUCGUGGAUUGUUUUUGUUUUACAGCCUUCAUUAACUGAGUUGCUUUUUUUAGUUGCUUUUUAUUCCGAACUGCUAGUUGAAAGCAUUUGGACUUUUAAAGUUUUUAAAUGUUUUUCAUGAUACUUAUGAUGUAGCAUAUAUACAAUGUAAGCCACUGAAUUUAAUUUAUAUCUAUUUUUUGAGGAUUUUAAAAACAGACCUGGAAGGUGUCUUAGUUUCCUCUUGCAACAUUACUGACUUAAGCCAAUUCAAUCCCCUUGGAUUGAAUUUUUCAGUCUAAAGCCAAAAUGUUAGAUAGAACGAUUUGAGAUGCACUGAUUUUGUUUCUUAGAGUUUGUUUUUAGACUCGUCAUUACUUGCAGAAUUCAAAAAUGAGGGGCCAGAUACUGCAAUGAUUCCUGUCUCUGUGUGUAACUGGGUGCAUCAAAUUCCCAGGAGGUUGAACUGCCCAGCAGUCAGCCACAGAGCCUGCUGAGUCAAAGUUUCACCUUACAAGUGCAACCUGAGCUCAAGGCAAACUCCUUUUUCUAGCUGUACUACUGAAACCAAUACUUGGCCAUUUGUAGUUUCCCUUCCCCAGCUCUCACCUCAGUGUAAUAUCAGAGGGCAGUGACACUAUCCAUCACCUUGAAUUUCAUGGGCUGUGAAUCCCACAGAGAUUCCUCCCAGAAUCCCACACAGACCCUUCCCCAAAGCCGCAGCUUCUUCCCUGAUGCAGCCCCCUUGAUGGGUGCAUAUUCUUAUCUUGGAAAAUCUCAAUAAUUAAAAGAAAAAGGAGCCCCAAACCCAAAUCCCACCUGGUACACUCGAGACUUUGAAAUUCUGCUGAUGUAGAAUUUUCUUGAUUUCUUCACGUUUUCACCUAAUUGUAGCCAAGCCAAAUAGCUCGAGAAACAAGCACCAGGCCUCUUUCCUGUAGCUGAAAGCUGAGUGUCUCCAGUUGGGCUCCAGGUAAGAGCACCCCAGGGCAUCUCCAUUGGCCUUACUGCAGCCUCUGCACAAAAGCUGAACCUGCUGAGCCCGCCUUGGGAAAAUCACUCUGCCUUAUUUUCCUGAAGAGGCAGAGUUUAAUAGGCAACUUGUGAACUGUUGCAACUAGGAAAAAAAAACCCAAACCCAAAGCAACCCAAAACUUCUUUUUCAAUGGAUGUGCUUCUAAGUUACUGAUUCAGAAACUGGAAUUUUCCUUGCAACGAUAAAGGCUUUGCAAAAGAGCCAGACAAGGAAAGCACAUGUUUUACUUCUGGUGAAUUAGCAUAUAGGUAAAUAAAUGAUGUUCUGCUUUAAGAUGACCCAUUUUUAAUGAAAUCUAGCUUCUGCAGCUGCUUAAAACAGAAUGGAAAAGCAUGCUGUCCGUUACACACAGAUUUUUAAACCGCACCUUCUCCAGGCAGCUUACGUAGAGAUUGUUUAGCUGGACCUAGAAUGCUUACACUGGUACAUUUUUAGAGAUCAGUUCUUGAGUUGAAUGGAAGCUAAUCCUACAGCUAUUAAAAAUCCUACAAGCAGCACACUGAUUAGUCAAUGAACUUGAAAAUAAGAAUGAAUUAUUUUUUUAGUCUCAAUACAGCUUCACCUUUUGUCCUGAAAAAGAUAGCGAAGUGUUAUGAGUACUUUAUGUUUAUUUUCUCACUUUUUGCAGUAUUUUACAGACAGAAUAUACGUUAACAUUGGGUUACACUGAUGGAAAGCUCUGUUAGAGCCAUCGAAGUUCUUCUGUGAUCCUUUGUCCUUGAGGGGUGAGGUUACAGAGCCCAGUACCUAAGCACAUUUAUUAUCUCCUUAUGGCGACUCUGUGUCUUUUUGUUCAAACAGACUGAAGGCUUUACAUCAAAUGUACCAUAAUAUUUUAUACAACUAAUCAGUUUCUCUCCUUUUAAAAUAAAUAAAAUAGCUUUUAAAAGAUA